This is a messenger RNA of Balaenoptera acutorostrata (minke whale), 5027 nucleotides long. It is a transcript of the gene SLC25A51, whose product is annotated as solute carrier family 25 member 51. Bases 317 to 1432 code for a protein of 371 amino acids. The transcript is spliced from 4 exons. The record is from RefSeq and is a predicted model, not a curated record. NCBI's taxonomy places the organism in Eukaryota, Metazoa, Chordata, Mammalia, Artiodactyla, Balaenopteridae.
CAAGGGUACGGUAUUCCAGCAAGCGGAACCCGAAAGCCUGACAAUAGGUGUGAUGGGUGACCCUACACCUGCCCUGCCGCGCCGAACCGCUGCCAGGAGUUGGCCGGCGUCACUCGACCCUCGGAGGGUUUAGAGAGAGGCGGUGCCGCAGCGUCUCCCUCACGUGACCGGGCUCGGCGGAAAAGAGCGCGUCACGCUCCGCCCUGAGCUCGGGUCGGUCAAGGCCUGCGCGCGCCGGCUCGGUGGCUCGCGGGCUCGCGAGCUCGCCAGUCUGCAGGCGGGUCGCUACCGGGCGUGGAGCCGGGCGCCCGGGGCGAUGGGAAAUCCAGUUAUCAAAGUUGACUCCAGAAGAGAGAACCUAACAGACCUAACAAUGGAAGAAAUUGAGAAAGUUAUCAAAAAGCUACCAUCCCCCAAAACACCAGUCCCAGAUGGUGUUUCAGCCAGUGGGACAUUGACACCUGAACUUGACAUGAAGAUAGUACUGAAAUUGGAAACUUGGUUAAAAAAAUCCUUCCUGAAGAAGAUCUUAAGCAACACGAUGGAUUCAGAAGCUCAUGAAAAGAGGCCACCAAUCCUAACAUCUUCAAAGCAAGAUAUAGCACCUCAUAUUGCAAAUGUUAGUGAAAUGAGGCAUUACUUGUGUGGCUGCUGUGCGGCUUUCAACAAUAUAGCCAUCACAUUUCCCAUUCAGAAGGUCCUCUUUCGGCAACAGCUGUAUGGAAUCAAAACCCGGGAUGCAGUACUUCAGUUGAGGAGGGAUGGAUUUCGAAACUUGUAUCGCGGAAUCCUUCCCCCUUUAAUGCAGAAGACGACUACACUGGCACUUAUGUUUGGUCUGUAUGAGGAUUUAUCUUGCCUUCUCCGUAAGCAUAUCAGUACCCCAGAGUUUGCAACCCGUAGCCUGGCCGCAGUACUUGCAGGAACGACAGAAGCAAUUUUCACUCCAUUGGAAAGAGUUCAAACAUUGCUUCAAGACCACAAGCAUCAUGACAAAUUUACAAACACUUAUCAGGCUUUCAAAGCAUUGAAAUGCCAUGGAAUUAGAGAGUAUUAUCGAGGCUUGGUGCCUGUUCUUUUCCGUAACGGAUUCAGCAAUGUCCUUUUUUUUGGCCUUCGAGGUCCCAUCAAGGAGCACCUGCCCACGGCAACAACCCACAGUGCUCAUUUGGUCAAUGAUUUUAUCUGCGGGGGCCUGUUGGGUGCCAUGUUGGGAAUCUUGUUUUUUCCAGUUAAUGUUGUAAAAACUCGCAUGCAAUCUCAGAUUGGUGGGGAAUUUCAGUCUUUCCCUAAGGUUUUCCAAAAAAUCUGGCUAGAACGGGACAGGAAGCUGACAAAUCUUUUCAGAGGUGCCCAUCUGAAUUACCAUCGGUCCCUCAUCUCUUGGGGCAUAAUUAAUGCGACUUACGAGUUCUUGUUAAAGAUUAUAUGAAAGAAAUCAGUUAAGUGCCAUUAAUCAACUGAAUAGACCUAAGAAGAAUGCAGUUUGGCCUUGUUUCUAAUUGGCCAAAUACAAGUUGGUGUUAUAAGUCCAGGGCACAAUGAAUUAUGGGCAAAGCUGUUUUUCUUAAGCACCAACAAAUGCAGAAUAAAAGGUUUCAGUAGGAAAAUUUAAGGUUUUUGGGAGUUUUUUUGGGGGAGGGUGUUCUGUUUGUAUUUUUUUUAGUCAUUAUCUGAGAACUUUAGGCUAAUUGCCUGGUUAAUAGCUGUCUAUCUGAUGGCUUUUGACAAGGAAACUACCAGCCAAGAUACAUGAUUCUUUUUUCCAAAAGUCUUCUGUAUUGAAGCAUAAGUGGCCAUGACCAGCCAGAGAAAAGGCUCUUAGGGUCCCAUGAUUUCUCAGGCUUACUUCUAUUACUCCAUUUCUUCUCUGCUUUUAGGAGGAGUUACAAAGGGUAGUUUUUGUUAACUUAAACAUAUACAUGGUAGGACAAAGGAGCAGAAGAGAGAAGAAAAGCAGCUUAUUAUGUGUAGGAUUUUCAUGAUAAAUUGUAUUCGUUUUGAAACUAAGCACCUGUUGGGGUGGUCAUUAUCCAAAUUAAUUCUCUUUAGACGUGGUAGACUAAAGCAACUAAUGACAUCUCCCAUUUUGCUUUCUAGGGUAGAAAGUUUUCUCUGUAUUUCUCAAUAUGACCUUAAACCUUCCCAAAAUAUUUUUAUAUUAAUUUCACUAUUUCGUUGUCAAAAAAUGUGGAGACUUAAAUUUUGUUAAAGGUGUUUCAUCCCAUUAAGAAGGUUCAUAUUACAGGUAUCCCCCGCUUCUCCAGAGUUUCCUUUAUGCCACUUUGCUUUUACAAAAGACCUAUAUUAGUACCUGUUUUCACUAUCCAAAAGAAAUACGAAGAUGAUUUUUGCUUUUACAAGAAAAGGUGAUUGCUUCCUCACUCUAUGCCAUUUCGGCUUACAAAAAGUUCCACAGGAAUUCGGGGGAAACCUGUAAUUGCAUUACAGAUCCAAUUCUGUUUAGCUCAGCUUCUUUGAAUUGUUCUUGCCAACUUAGUGAAGAGCUUUGGAGUUUUGGUAUUUUUUCCUUUGAGUAGUAGUUUGUCAUAGUCAAGUAUCCUGUUCUCUUGAAACUCCCUUUAAAAAAACAACAUAAUGCUUCCAUAAAAUUUUAUUUUGGAAGUCUAUUAAUAGGACCUUAGAUUUUUUUUCUGGUUUCUAAGUGUUCUGGGGAAGGGGAAAAAAACUCAGGAUAGCUUUCACCCCACAGUGUUAAGCUGUCUUUUUUAUUUUACUCUUGGAAAUAGAGACUUCUGUUAUGAUCUUUACGUUUUGGGAACCCAAUUUUACCAUUUUAUCAUUUAAACAGUAAGACAGUUUGAGAGGAUAAAACCUAAAUAAAGAUAUUUGAAGGGUUAGUUUUAAAUUCUAGAAGUUGGUGAUUGGUGGAUAGUAUACUUAUCCCUUACCUAACAGACAAAAACUUACUUGUCAAAGGAAUCAGAUUUUAAAAUACUUUUUCCCAGAUAAAUAAGGCAAAGUGACUCAUACACCAGUUGAAUAACUAACACAACAUAUGAGACAUCCUAGAAAAGUGGUUUAUCAAUCUUUUAAAAAUCCACAUCUGUAAGUAUGUAGUUAAGAUUACCUUCCAGCAUCUGACAUGGAGCAGAGCACAUGGGUUUUAUUACCAGUCUUUCAUCAUUCUGGGUAAUUGCAUGUGAAUAUGUGCACAUGCUGACCAAAAUAAAGUCAGGGUCUCAAUGGUAGUUUACUCAGUUUCUGGACAGAUAGUCCAAAAAAGAUGUUUACCUCUCAGUGUAGGGUGGCUGGUCAAAUGACAGGAACGUCCUCCUUCCAGCUGUGAAGGAUUAGGAGGCAUUGUCGAGCAUUUGCCAGGCAGUCAUGAAGCUCACUCGCUUUACAAAGGCUCUGUUUGACAGCGUUGUGCUGGAAAUGGCAGUUAAUUCUAGAAACCAAGAUGCAGAUGUAAGGAUUUGAGAAAACGAGAAUUUGACACUAAAUAAAUGAGAGUAGCAUCCUUUGGCCUAUGGAAUAGCGUCAGGAUUUCAAGUGGGUUGAGUUUCAGGAAUGAGUGGCAAAGGCACUGUGGUGCCUGACCCCCUCGCUCACGUGUGUGUCCAGCACUUCUGGGCAUAUCUGAGUGCUCAGCAUGUGGCUGGUGAGUUAGCCUGGGGUCACACGCUGACCCUGGGAGUAGACUCCACUGGCCUUCAGUUCCACGGCGCUUCCUUUUGCCUAUACACUCCAUGUAGGUGAUAGACAUCUAAAUUCUAAAGCACUUUUGUGAAAUACAAGUGAAGUGAGAAUUUGAAGGAGGAUGCUUCCUUUUCUGCUAUCUCAAACGUGGCAUUUACAAACAAAUAUUUUUUAACGGUUUUAACUCAUAUUUUUUUAUUUCUUUGUCACUUUUUACAGCUUUUGAAGACCAAACUGCAAAUACGUUACCAGGGUUGGUUUUAUGUUGUCCUAUAUUUUCUUAAAUUUGACAAAAAACUCAACAGAACUUGUGGUAGCCAACAGCUUUGUCUGAAAUUUAAAAGAAGUCAAAAUGUGUUAUUAGUAAGGAAGAGAUUCUAACUAUUGUUUUUGCCUUCAGUGUGAACUAGUAUGGUAAUGAUUUUGAAAAGGCAAACAUGAGUGAAUAACUUUUAUCUGCAAAGCUUUAAAAGUGGCCUUUCUGUUACAUACGUGGCACAGACAGCUCAUGAGCACAGGGCACUUCUGGUCUUGCCUCCUAUACUUCAUUCUGAUGCCACCAGAAAUAUGUUAUGGAUUCUAUACUUAACACCCUUAGAGUGGUAUGAGCCCUCAGGACUGUACUACAGAGUAAACACAACCUCUAUAUGGUGGCAAAUGUAUGUGUCUUUGUUUCAUUUAUGGUUGGAGACAAAGUUGAUGCUUUUGUCUCAAUAGUCAAUAUUCAUCUUACUUUAUGGUUGGUUAUAUAAUCACCUGCUAUAUAUUACGAACUGUGCAAUGAGACAGAAUUGUGCAUAUAUAAUCAUCUUUGGAGACCUGAAAUUCCCUGGCUUGAUUACAGUGGUGAUACUCAUUUAUAAGGCUGUACAAACCUUAAUAAGAGGAUAAUGGGUGGUACUGGAGGGCUUCAUGGUAAGCCAAUCAUGUUGACCAACACUGUUCAGUGUAGAUGAAGUACUGUCAUGUGAGGGGCAUGCAGUCAAGAUGGAAGCGAGGUGGGAGAUCACAUUUAAAGAAAGGGUAAGCACUCAGACUUGGUUUCUUUUAAAAUAGUCUUUGUUUUCUCACGUGCUUAUAAAUGUGUAUCGAAGACUUGAAUAGGCAUUCCCCUUAAAUCUGAGGAUUUUUAGUUUUUAAUGCUGUCUUUUUGCCUAAUAGUGAAUAUUUGCUUGCCUAAAUGGCUCCCAAAUUGUGGAGGAGUCUACGUUUCCUUUUUUAAAGUUUCAUUAUUAAAAGUGGUUGUUUUUGUUUGAUAUUUUGAGUUUUGUGACUAUAUGAGUUUAAAUGAAAUCUGUUAAAUGUUUCAGAGUUAACGUGUUUCUUUUGGUAUUUCUGAUUGGAAUAAAUUUUUUUUAAGUCCA